Messenger RNA from Sordaria macrospora k-hell, 1812 nucleotides. RefSeq lists its product as uncharacterized. The record is from RefSeq and is a predicted model, not a curated record. Gene Ontology annotation, molecular function: 2-(3-amino-3-carboxypropyl)histidine synthase activity. Gene Ontology annotation, biological process: protein histidyl modification to diphthamide. Lineage: Eukaryota; Fungi; Ascomycota; Sordariomycetes; Sordariales; Sordariaceae.
AUGUCUGGCGAACUAAACGCGGCACCGGUUCUGUCAACACCGGAAGACCACUUAUUCGAAUACGCCGUGGUCCCGACCGACGACACGGUCAAGACGAAACCAGACGAUGAACUCAGCGACAUCUAUGAAAUCUCCAGGACAGCAAAGGAGAUUGGAGAGGGAGGGUGGAGGAGGAUUGGUUUACAGUUUCCUGACCAUAUGCUCUGCGAUGCCCCCAGAGUGGUCCAGCUUCUAGAGAAAGAGCUCGCUUCUCUACCUCAACCGACGGCGACGGCGACGACGACGACGUCUAUCACAGACUGCCAGUCAACACCGACAGCAUGCUCCGAGUCCGCCGCGACGAACAAUGGACAAUGCGGCCGUGAUGCCCAAAAAAACGGUACAUGCUGUGGGGGUGGUAAACAAGCAUCGACACCAUCAGAAUCACAGCCCAAGGCCCGUCGAGUAUAUGUCCUUGCUGAUACCUCGUACAGCGCUUGCUGCGUCGACGAGAUUGCCGCCGAACACGUCAAUGCCGAUGUUGUUGUCCACUAUGGCCGCUCGUGCCUCUCGCCUACUUCCCGUCUGCCCGUCAUCUAUGUCUUCACCAAGCACGUCCUCGACCGCGAUGCUGCUCUCGCCGACUUCGAGAAGGAAUACCCAGACAAGGAGGCCAAGGUGGUCCUUAUGGCCGAUGUCACAUACCAAGUCCAUGUCCAGUCGCUAUUGUCGGAGCUCCAGAGCCGUGGCUACACCAACCUGCUAGCCACCGAGAUUGUCCACAACCCCAUGGGAAGGAUACCAAACAGAAAGGUUGUGGACGCUGAAGGCAAAGAGGUUGAAAUCAGCGACGGCAGCGAAACCUCGACAGAUUUGAAUCUCCGGGAUUACUCCAUUUUCCACGUCUCCCAGCCGCCAACCGCGCUUCUCCUCGCCCUGUGCUCCAGAGUCAAGAACCUCUACAUCUUCCAGACCUCUUCCGAUAGCUCCUCGCUGUACUCCGCCCAGCGCCUUCUUGGUCGCCGCUAUGCCCGCCUCCUCUCCCUGACAACGGCUGGCAUCAUCGGUAUCCUCGUCAACACCCUCUCGGUUUCCAACUACCUUUCCUCGAUCGAUAGCAUCCGCAAGCAGAUCGCUGCUGCCGGCAAAAAAAGCUACACAAUGGUGGUUGGAAAGCUCAACCCAGCCAAGCUUGCCAACUUUGCCGAAAUCGACGGCUGGGUUGUUGUCGGCUGCUGGGAGAGUUCUCUUAUUGAGGAUGAUGCUGGCUUCUACAAGCCCGUCAUUACCCCCUUUGAGCUCGAGCUUGCCCUCACCAGUGACGACGAAAGAAUCUGGACUGGCAAGUGGUGGGGUGGCAUCGAGGCUGUCAAGCCGCCGGUUGAGGAGAAGCUGGAGGAGAAGAAAUCCGAGGAUACCGAUAACAACGAGACGACCAGUCACGAGCAAGCCUCUGGUGACGCCGAUUCUGACAGCGAAGAGGAGUCCGCACCACCCGAGUUCGACUGGAGGUCAGGAAAGCUUGUCAGCCAUAGUAGGCCCAUGCGCAUGGCCGCGUCGAAACCCAAGAGUGAAAAGAAGGAGGCUUCGUCUGACAAGCCGGAUGCGCCGCCACGAUCAAGCGCUUUGACCCUGAGAUCCAAGGCUCAGGAGUUGGCAUCAGUCAACGGCGUCGUUAGCCCAGGUGCAGAGUAUCUUCGUACUCAGAGGACCUGGGUCGGUCUAGGUACCGAUUUUGAUGAGGAGGCUAGCAUGACGAUUGAAGAGGGAAGAGGUGGAGUGGCGAGAGGCUACAAGGUCGGCGAAGAGGGAGAGAAGGACUUGAUGUCCUGA